Rhododendron vialii is the source of this 1352-nucleotide messenger RNA. RefSeq names its product large ribosomal subunit protein bL21m. The record is from RefSeq and is a predicted model, not a curated record. The transcript has 5 exons. Gene Ontology annotation, molecular function: structural constituent of ribosome; RNA binding. NCBI's taxonomy places the organism in Eukaryota, Viridiplantae, Streptophyta, Magnoliopsida, Ericales, Ericaceae. Gene Ontology annotation, cellular component: ribosome. Gene Ontology annotation, biological process: translation. The coding region runs from base 194 to 1051 and encodes 285 amino acids.
ACAUAACAAAUCGAUCUUAAAUAAGUUUUUAAAGAUACAACACGAGCUCGAACUCGAGCGUUUUGCUUGCUUAAUCAACCCCUUUUGGCAUUUUCCGGAUUAACCAACCAGAGUGUAAAACCCUAGUCUUCUCUCUCACCUGACCACUCCAAAACCCUCUCUGUCUCGAAAAACCCAACCCAAUUGAACAACAAUGGCGAACAGACGUUGCCUCCAAACUGUAAUCCACCACUACUCCACAAACCCAUUUCUCCAACCUCUCAAAACCCUAGUCCCCAGUCUCCAACAAACCCUAACCAACCCUCUCUCCCCCCAAACCCCCACCCCCUAUUCUCACCACGUUUUCUCCAAUCUCACGCCAAUUUGCCACCCACAGCACAAACCCACGUGCCAUUUCUCUUCUCGAAGAAGUGACAACGAAGAAGAAGAAGAAAACGAUGACGAGGAGGAGGAUGAGGAGGAAGAGGGUUCUGAGGAGGAUGAUGACGAUGAGGGUGUUUCGGCUGUGUCGAAUAGUGGUGUGAAGAGAGAGUACACGGCGGAGGAGAAAGAAGAGGAGGCGGCGGCGAUUGGGUAUAAAGUGAUUGGUCCUUUGCAACGGUCGGAGAGGGUUUUCAAGCCUUACGAGCCUGUUUUCGCCGUUGUUCAGAUUGGUUCGCACCAGUUUAAGGUCAGCAAUGGGGAUUCCAUUUUCACUGAGAGAUUGAAGUUUUGUGAAGUGAACGAGAAGCUGAUAUUAAACAGGGUUCUCAUGCUGGGUUCACAGAGUCAGACCAUCAUUGGCAGGCCCAUAUUGCCUGAUGCUGCAGUUCACGCAGUUGUUGAGGAGCAUGCUUUAGAUGCCAAAGUAAUUAUAUUCAAGAAAAAGAGAAGGAAGAACUAUCGCCGAACUAAAGGGCACAGGCAGGAACUAACUAAACUCAGGAUCACUGACAUUCAAGGAAUUGAAAAGCCAGAACCAGUUCCAACUGAUAAGCCCGAAAAGACAGCCAUCAAGAAGCUGGAAAAGACAUCUGUUAAGAUGCCAGAAAAAGUUGCUGUUGCAGCUUAGGAGGGAUUUCGCCCAUGGGCAAGUUUCUCUGCAUUGUAAGGACUUCUAUUUUUUUGGAUUCAGAUGCUACUUGAAAUAGCAUUUGCAAGAUGAACAUCAUUAAUGUCAUCUUAGGCAAAUAUUUUUGAGUUAUGUGAGUUAUGUUGUUGGCUAGAAUAUGUGACGUGAGUAUGUACUUUUUUUGUUCUUUUCCAUUGUCUUUUUGGAUGUGGGUAUGUAUUUAGUUUUGCAAAUGUACGACUCUGGGAACCUUGAGCAAUGUUUUCCCCCUCUGAAAUAGAAUAAUGAGUCAACUUUUACA